AUGGAACUACACGAGAGUCCGGUGUCGGUGGUGGGGGCAAGAGGUGGAUCAUCCGAUACACUCACAAAGGACGAAGUACGUCCCACAGCCGUCACAAAUGUCGGUGGGCAAGGAGAAGAGGCCCUGAAGGACGUUGUGUGCGGGUCAGCCGCCGGUAUCGUCGGUAAAUACAUCGAGUACCCGUUCGACACCGUCAAGGUCCGCUUGCAGUCCCAACCAGACACGCUGCCACUGCGAUACAAUGGGCCACUUGACUGCUUCAAGCAGUCGCUGCAGCGGGAUGGGUUCCUCGGCAUAUACAGAGGCAUAAGCGCACCUUUAGUGGGGGCUGCUGUCGAGACGAGCACUUUGUUCUUCAGCUAUCGUGUCGCUGGAGAUGCCUUGAAAGCUUCUGGUGUCUACCCAGAACUGAAGAUGAAUCCCGAGCAAGAUCUCCCUUAUACAGCUAUGCUCGGUUGUGGCAUGGUUGCAGGAGCCAUCACCUCACUCUUCCUCACACCGAUCGAGCUUGUCAAGUGCAAAGUGCAGGUCCCUGCGGAGACAUCCAGCGGCAUUGUUGCUCGCCCGACCGUCCUGAGUAGUAUUGUCUCGGUGUACCAUCACCAGGGCAUCUUGGGCUAUUGGCACGGUCAGCUCGGAACCUUCAUUCGAGAGACUGGGGGCGGCGCAGCGUGGUUCGGUGGCUAUGAAGGCAUGAAGAUUCUGUUCAAGAAAGCAAACGAAUCCAACACCGAGGACCUACCCAUCUGGCAGCGCAUGACAGCCGGAUCUGUCGCUGGUGCAGCGUACAACUUCGCAUUCUACCCUGCGGAUACGAUCAAAUCGCGCAUGCAGACAGAAGAUGUGGGUAAGCUGACUGGUGGCCGGGCUACGUUUGGCGCUGUUGGCAGAGCACUCUGGAGAGACCACGGCAUCAAGGGCAUGUAUCGUGGAUGUGGUAUCACCGUGGCUCGAUCGAUACCUAGUUCCGCUUUCAUUUUCACGGUAUAUGAGGAGUUGAAGAAGCACUGGCCGGAGAGAUGGGCCGACUAA
Ascochyta rabiei is the source of this 1032-nucleotide messenger RNA. Its product is annotated as mitochondrial ornithine carrier protein. Lineage: Eukaryota; Fungi; Ascomycota; Dothideomycetes; Pleosporales; Didymellaceae. The record is from RefSeq and is a predicted model, not a curated record. The transcript is spliced from 2 exons. Gene Ontology annotation, biological process: mitochondrial L-ornithine transmembrane transport. Gene Ontology annotation, molecular function: L-ornithine transmembrane transporter activity. The coding region runs from base 1 to 1032 and encodes 343 amino acids.